Messenger RNA from Uloborus diversus, 986 nucleotides. RefSeq lists its product as uncharacterized. The coding region runs from base 147 to 818 and encodes 223 amino acids. The transcript is spliced from 3 exons. The record is from RefSeq and is a predicted model, not a curated record. Lineage: Eukaryota; Metazoa; Arthropoda; Arachnida; Araneae; Uloboridae.
UCCGGGUGCAUCACGUGACUGGUUCCGAAUCUGGGGCCGGGAUUCCUAUGCUUCUAUAAAGCGAUUGCUUGGCCUACGAAGGAGCUAUUACCUCAGCAUCCACCGACCUUUCUUCUCACCGGAGGUUUGCUUUUCAAGUGAUCAAAAUGAAGUGGAUUCUCGUCUUUUUAUUCCUGGCUGCUACAGUUGCAGGCUUACCAAAUCCCGAUUCAGAACCUGAGAGUCCGAACGCGGAUGCUGCUCAGUCGAGAGCGGCUCGUUUCGACGAGCGAAAGUUCAGCAGCGGCAGCAAGCAGGUGGCUGCAACUGCCAACGACCUGGACACCAACAACAAGAAGCAAGUUUCCCAGUUUCUGACGUCCAAGAAUGUCAUCCGCACGCUCGUCAAGUUGAUCUUCGGCAACGACGAAGAAAGCGCCGCAACAUCGAAACAGAUCCUGAAUCUCUUUGUCAGUGUGCUGGAUAUGCUGAAGAGCAGCUUGGGCCAGCGUGCCAGGUCAGCAACAUCUCGUGGCUCGCGGGCCGUUCUUGACGACGCAGCCAUCGCCAGCGCUUCGCUCCUCAAAGGCUAUAUCAGAGCUUUUAUGACCAAUAACAACAGUUGUGUCCAGAAGUAUCUUUGCGAGGCGAGCAAAGAAGCUGUCAGCGACGGCAGAGAAGUUGGAUACCUUAUUGCACAAAUUGGAGGAUAUGCUGCAAGCUAUGCUUUAGAAAAUCAGAAAAACGCCGCCUUCCAAGAGAAUUAUGCUGCUUCUCGCAAGGGUCGCAGCGGAGAAGAUUGCAAGUCGCUCUAUCAAGUGUGUAACGAAGUCGACUGAAGGAGUCCACCAUUUAAUUGGAUAGAACUGCGUUAGCUGGACUAACGACCACUCACUCAUUUGCACUCUUAAUUCAUUGUCAAUUACCUUCAUGCAAGAUGACGAACCGUUUCUUGUAAUUAUUUAUUAAAAUAUACACUUUUACAUGUACCUUCUCUUUGCGGAGGA